AUGCCAGAGCCCGGCCAGCACGACCACCGCCUCCAGAGACAGCAGGAGGCAGAGGGCAUGCCUGCCCCGCGCCAGGGCGUGCUGCGGGCUUCAGGGGUCGCCCAGGAAGGGGCGGGGGUGGGAGGUCCUGGGUCCAUCCUUGAGCACCAGCGGGAGGGGAUGGACGAGCAGUGGGGCAGUGACCUCGAUCAGCCUCUGGAUGUCCCCGAACAGCGCUUCUCCUUCGCCCACACAGGCCUGAGAGACCGCUGGCCCCCCACCGCACCAGCGCCCAAGCUCUGGGAAGCUGCUGCUGGCCCGGCAGAAAAGCACGUGGAGGAGGACGUGGCAGCACAGUGCUGUGCGGGGAGUGGAGGAAUCAUGAGCCCCAUGCCGCCCCCACACUGCUCCCUGCAGGACCUGCCUGUGGAGAUGCUGGUGGAGAUCUUCACCUCGCUCCCGGGCACCGACCUGCCCAGCCUGGCACAGGCCUGCACCAAAUUCCACCACAUCUUGCACACCGACAGCAUCUGGAGACGGCGCUGCCAGGAGGAGUAUGGUGUUCGUGAAAACUUGCAGAAACCAGAGAUGAUCGGUGGUAUGUCUUAUCGAGAAGUCUAUGCGAAGCUGCUCCACCCAUACAGACACAUUUUGGGAUUGUGGCAGCUAGAUACUGAGCACUAUAGAACACUACUGAAUGUCGUGGUGGACGGCUUAUGCAUUACUGGUUGGACGUACGGGCCCUCCCUUAACACCCAUGUGGAUGGCCCACUGCAGUUCAAGCCCUCGUUCAGAAUUUGCCUGACGGAGAGGGAAUCAGCCACGGUGGAGUGCCUGGAAGGCCUCCAUAUCAGGCCCCACAGCCGCCAUGUGCAGAUUCAGAAGGACAGGCUCACCCUCCAGUGCAACAAGACAGACCACCAAAAGGAUUUAACAGCAAGACUUAGGGAAGAACUGGCCCUGGUGCUGAGGCUGGGGCGGGAGGACAGAUAUCAGUAUGACUGCCUGGCCUACCGCCGCCUCUACCUCCCGUCGAGCCACCCGGACGACCUCAUCAGGCCAGGCCUCUUCCAAGGCAACUACAAUCCCUUUAGCCUAAAGAUUGCCAUGCUCAGCUUCCAUGGGAAGUAUGCCAGGGUCACGAAGAUAACGGGAUAUUCCAAUGGGAUGUUAGAGAUCCACCUCAUGCGCCGCAUCCAGCUGCCAGAUGGCAAGUUCUUCUGCAACUUGAACAAGCUCUCCCGCGUGAUCCAAGAGAUUGACGAACAGGUGAUCCAGCAGCAGCAGCAGCAAGAAGACCGGACUGAGGAGAGCGAGGGCCAUGGACACAACUCGAGCCGCUGUCUUGCAGCCUCUGGCAUCAUCUGGAACCUCUCCUGGCUGCGCUGUUCCCGGAAGGCGGAAGGCGGGUGA
Myotis lucifugus (little brown bat) is the source of this 1392-nucleotide messenger RNA. Its product is annotated as F-box only protein 31-like. The record is from RefSeq and is a predicted model, not a curated record. Gene Ontology annotation, molecular function: protein binding. The transcript has 4 exons. The coding region runs from base 1 to 1392 and encodes 463 amino acids. Lineage: Eukaryota; Metazoa; Chordata; Mammalia; Chiroptera; Vespertilionidae.